AUGCCAUCGAACUCGCACGAGACAAGAGAUGACGAGAUGCCAUCGAACUCGCACGCGACAAAGGAUGACGGGAUUCCAUCGAACUCGCGCGUGACAAGAGAUGACGGGAUGCCAUCAGAGUCGCACGCGACAAGGGAUGACGGGAUUCCAUCAGACUCGCACGCGACAAGGGAUGACGGGAUUCCAUCAGACUCGCACGUGACAAGGGAUGACGGGAUGCGAUUGAACUCGCACGCGACAAGAGAUGACAGAAUGUCAUCGGACUCGCACGUGACAAGGGAUGACGAGAUUUCAUCAGACUCGCACGUGACAAGGGAUGACGGGAUUCGUCAGACUCGCACGCGACAAGAGAUGACGGGAUGCCAUCGGACUCGCGCUUGA
Messenger RNA from Nematostella vectensis (starlet sea anemone), 381 nucleotides. RefSeq lists its product as uncharacterized. The record is from RefSeq and is a predicted model, not a curated record. Lineage: Eukaryota; Metazoa; Cnidaria; Anthozoa; Actiniaria; Edwardsiidae. The transcript has a single exon. Bases 1 to 381 code for a protein of 126 amino acids.